This is a messenger RNA of Cyprinus carpio (common carp), 1538 nucleotides long. Its product is annotated as midasin-like. Bases 1 to 1251 code for a protein of 416 amino acids. Gene Ontology annotation, cellular component: preribosome, large subunit precursor. The transcript is spliced from 10 exons. The record is from RefSeq and is a predicted model, not a curated record. Gene Ontology annotation, biological process: rRNA processing; ribosomal large subunit assembly. Gene Ontology annotation, molecular function: ATP hydrolysis activity; ATP binding. Lineage: Eukaryota; Metazoa; Chordata; Actinopteri; Cypriniformes; Cyprinidae.
AUGAUGUUUGCAGCGAGGUAUUUCAGCAGCUCUCCCCCAGUAUUUCAGAGGCUCUUCUUCACCAGCGAAGAGGCUGUGUCCAUCCAGUAUGGGCCUAGAAGAAUGAAGUUAAGGGACCUGAUGGGGGCCACCCUCCGCUUCCUCCAAAGCGACUGUGAGAAGUUCCGUGUCCUGUGGGACUGGAGUGCCUGUGUUUCACAGCUUCUCACCAGUGACGUCAUGACAAAUCUAAGCAGUUUGGUGCUGGUGGAUGCAACCUGUCAAAAUCUUCGGCGACUUUCCAUGGCUGUGGCGUCCCAGAAGCCUGUUCUUUUGGAAGGGCCAAUUGGAUGUGGAAAAACUGCUCUUGUAUAUCUUGCUGCCGUCACUGGGCAUGUUAAAGCCCCUGAUAUCCUUAAAGUUCAGCUUGGAGAUCAGACCGACAGUAAGAUGUUGCUGGGUAUGUACAGCUGCACAGAUAUUCCUGGAAAGUUUGUGUGGCAGCCAGGAUCCCUGACCCAGGCAGUCUCAAAAGGUUACUGGAUUCUGCUGGAGGACAUUGAUCAUGCUCCUUUGGACGUGCUAUCGGUUCUGCUUCCUCUCAUGGAAAACAAGAAAUUGACUAUUCCAGGACGUGAGGACUGUAUUCAGACAGCCCCAUCAUUCCAGUUUUUUGCAACACGAAGGACAUUUUACAGUGGAGGAGCCUGGCAUCGACCACAGAGUUCACAUGCUGCACUUCUGGACAAAUACUGGAGUAAACUGCAGAUCGGCAACAUGAGCCGAGAAGAACUUAAACAGGUCCUAAUGAAGAGGUACCCUAACCUGGCAGUUGUGGUAGAGCGUCUUUUGGACAUAUACUGCCAGCUAACAGGAGACAGACAUCAAACCAGCUCCAGUCCACAGGGUCCUAGUGCAGCCCAAAACAUAUCCGAUGAACACAUCACAUCACUGGAAGGCAGAGGCCUCUCACUGAGAGACUUGCUGAAAUGGUGCGAGAGAAUCUGCUUAAAUUUUGACAGCUCAUGCGCUUCUACAGCACAGAAUGUGUUUCUGGAGGCUCUAGACUGCUUCACUGCCAUGCUCUCCAAAUCUGAGAGCAGACUCAAGAUGGCAGAAAUCAUUGGCAGCAAACUCAACAUAUCCAGAGAGAAGGCUCAGCACUUUUGCCAGAUGUACCUGCCUGGAAUCAGUGUGACGGAGCUGGAGGUGUCGGUGGGCCGUGCAAUGUUACUACGCAAGCAGAGCGACACUGUGCGGCUGAGCAUGUGAGUCUGCAUAAUCAGAUAAUAACCUUACCCAUCCCCAUUCAUCUGUCUCACUCUUCCCCUUUCAAUCUACUCUGUUACAAAUGGAGUAAAUGCCAGCCUAGCUGUGCCAACAUUGACCCCUGUGUGGAAGGCACCCUGCUGAGAAAUUGAGUCAGUAUGGGAUUGAUUUCUUAAAGGGGUCAUCGGAUGCUACAUGCACUUUUACAAGUUGUUUGAACUGAAAUGUGUUUUGGCAGUGUGUGUACACAAUCACCCUAUAAUGAUAAAGAUCCACCUAGUGGUUUUUAU